This is a messenger RNA of Branchiostoma belcheri (Belcher's lancelet), 2811 nucleotides long. RefSeq lists its product as uncharacterized. Lineage: Eukaryota; Metazoa; Chordata; Leptocardii; Amphioxiformes; Branchiostomatidae. The coding region runs from base 760 to 1911 and encodes 383 amino acids. The record is from RefSeq and is a predicted model, not a curated record. The transcript has 4 exons.
GUUCUCUUCUUCUUCUUUGUAAUUUAUGUCGGCAUUCUACAACAUUGGCAUCGUUUUCCAACAUUUUUGGCAAAUUUUGCUCAAUUCGCAUUUGUACGACGUAUAGUAAUUCGUAGUGUUUCUUUUAAACCUCGCGAAAAUUCAUCCGUGCACGCAGAUAUGUUAUCCAUAUAAUCACAUUCAACAUGCCUGUAUCGUUUUAGAUAAAGCUGUGGACACGCCUCCAGUCAAAACUAAGCGUUACGAUCGUCCCUCCUAGUAUCUGCUUGAAGAUUGACCUGCGCUAUAUAUAACCGUAUUUAGACCAACCGCCGCCUUCUCGUGUUACGUUGUUUGAAUAGGGGCGGGGUUACAGCUAGUUGACCCCUGUAUGCGCCUUGCCAACAGUUUGUUGACAGAAGAGGUCACGUUUCUGCUCCACUUCUCUCGGUGGGGGAGUCGUCAAAAAUACAACUUCCCGCCAUGAAGUAGUGUAGGGUGGGCGGCAACUACCUACCUCUCUACGGAUCGGUACGUUUUGUCCUAACUGUUUGAUAUACUGAUCGUUUGUGCGAAGGUGUAGUGCUGGAGACAGUAUGCAAGCUCGCUUUGUUUUUUGAAGACAUGUACUAGUAUGUGCAAAGUUGAAUGCUGAGGACCAAAUUUUUAAACUCCACGCAACUCGACCUCUAAGCGUCGCUAAAGCACGAUUAGAGCAAUUUUGAUUGUAAAUAAAGGCGCAAACAAACAAAGCUGAGAGAGAACGGUGACCAGACAAAGAUGAGUCAACGUAAAGUUCACCCCGUUGCUGCCAUUAUCAAGUCUGCGUUGAACGGUAACAACAAUAACCAUAACAACAACCGCCAUGUUCACUUCGAAGAAGACGAGCCCGAAGUCGUUGAGAUAUCUUACGUCGAUGUUGAAGAAGACACGACGCCCAAGAGCCGGCCGCCACCGUACCCAGGCCUUCGUCAGGGACCGCACCCGGUUGCCCAGCUCAUCAAGUCAGCCUUUAACAACAGCGGUGCUGAUUCUGACAGUGAAGAUACCGACUCAUCCGGUGACUCUGAAACCGAGAACCAUGUUGUGUUCAAGUCACCACACCAGAGUCACCUUCGCAUGACUCACAGGAAUUCACUGGACGUAGCAAUGUUGCACCAGAAACAGUCGGAAAGCCCGGUGGAUAAGCUUCGGCAGAACUCUGUUGAAACCCCGCCGCCGUCUCCCGACACCCCGCCCACUGCCACCCGUAAGGUCACGUUCACGAUUCCCGCAGCUCUACCUCGGUCCCCUUCGGAGUCGUCGGUCGGCAGCAGCGGGCACGAGGUCCCGCCGAGUCCUGUCAGCCCGCCGCCGAAGAUUGACGUGUUCGUCCCGCCGAAGGACCUGUCGCCUCCGCACGACGGUCGCGCGGGAGACCUGAAGGACUGGCGGGUGUGCGCGCUGGACUUCACGGCGAGGGAGUUUCUGGAGCCCGCCGAUCUGGUGGAGCCGUGCGUGUGGCGGGAACGCGUGGUGCCGUCCCUCGUGGUCAGGCUGUGGUCACGUGCCAGCAGACGCUACCUCAGGAUUCUGGACAGCGGAGAUGUCUACGGGAGAAGCAGUUUUGGCCCAACAGGUCAUUUCCGGUUGAUUCAAGUGGGGCGUGUGUCACCACACCAGCCGGUGGUAAUCCUACAGUGUACCGCCGACCCUGACAGACAUCUAGCGGUACAACACAACCGAUUGCUGGGAAACGGUAACGGCGGACUGCAGUGUGAGUUUAUCGUGGUUCAGAAUGAGGCGGGGUUCAGUACGUUCGAGGCGCGGUGUGCCCCCGGCCAGUACCUCGGCAUCCGGCCGAACGGGAACGUCAUGAGGCCCGCGGACGUCCCCGGGAGGAAGUCCGUGGAGGCACAGCUCGUCGUCCAAUCAGAAGCCGCCAAAAUCUGAUUUAAUUGUAUUCUGGUAUGUUUAGUUUUAGAAAGGUGGUGUUUUUCAAGUAAUAAAACGUUAAAAUUUGGAACGUGUAAAGGAGUGAUUAUUUAAUGUAAAUGUUCUGUCGAAACACGCAGACACAAAAAACACGCACGCACACACACACACACACACAAACAAACGUAUACAAGCGCACUGAUAGACACAAUAUAUAUUUCCAUAAUCAUUGUGACAUGUGCGAAAUGGAAUUAGGCCAAAGGAUUUGGAAAAGUGGGAAAGAUACCUAACCUUCAGCGGCUUCCUCAUCCACGACACCUGAGUUGGAGACUAUGAGAAUACAGAUCGUAGCAUUUGGCAAAAAAGGAGAUUUAAACUAGCCAGGCUAGUCAGUCCGCCAAAGGUUGAAUUCAAACAAACCCACAAGGCGUCCAAGCUCCACUGACAAAGAUUAUCCAGGACCAGUUGUCUGGUUAACAUUAACCAGAAACGGUUUACAAUCAGAAUUACAAUCAUAAAACAAGAGGUCUGAGAUUCCAAACCUUCUGGAAGUGUUCACAACAAGUACUGAUCAUUUCAGACAUCACGAUCAAAAAAGUUAUGAUGCGCUCGGAUAAAGUCAACAUACUACCAUUCAACGACAUGGCAUUGAUCAUUUCAAAUGGCAAGAUAUUUUAAGUAUAAAAAAUAAUAGAGUACUGGACACAAUAGAAACUCGCCUUUUAUGAGUUCAAUUGUCGCAUUUCCUUAUCGUUAACUCUCUAUAUAAAGAUGGACUGUCACUGCUAUUGUACGUAAUAUAAGCAGGGAGGGCUACGAGUGGAGGCAAGGAUAAUGAUCAGGAAGGGCUACAAGUGGGGGCAAGGAUGAUGAUCAGGGAGGGCUACGAGUGGGGGCAAGGAUCAGGGAGGGCUACGA